AUGAAAAUAAGAAAAUGUUUAAGGAAAUAUGAUCCUGAGUACAUUAAUAUUGGAUUCACGGUCAUAGACGUAAGCAAUGAGCCUCGGCCUCAAUGUGUUAUCUGUUUUGAAAUUCUUUCUAACCAAAGUAUGAAACCGUCCUUAUUAAAACGUCACCUUUCUACAAAACAUUCGACGUUAGAAAACAAACCAAAUGACUAUUUCGUUCGAAAAUUGUCAGAGAUGAAAAGCACAAAGAAAAUUAUAUCAUCUUUUAGCGGUAGUACUGAAAAAGUAGUGGAAGCAUCUUUCUUAGUGAGCUUAAGAAUAGCGAAGUGUGGAAAACCUCAUACCAUCGGCGAAAAACUGAUUUUACCGGCAGCAAAAGAUAUGGUAACUUGUAUGUUAGGUGUUCCGUCAGCUAAAAAACUUGAUAUGAUAUCACUGUCAAAUGAUACAGUUCGCCGCAGGAUUGAAAGUAUGGGCAUUAAACGUUAA
Rhopalosiphum maidis (corn leaf aphid) is the source of this 477-nucleotide messenger RNA. RefSeq names its product zinc finger BED domain-containing protein 5-like. Lineage: Eukaryota; Metazoa; Arthropoda; Insecta; Hemiptera; Aphididae. The record is from RefSeq and is a predicted model, not a curated record. Bases 1 to 477 code for a protein of 158 amino acids. The transcript has a single exon.